GGUGCGGAGCGCGCGGCAUUCAGUGCGUGAGUCGCAGGUAGAGGAAGGUGAAGUCAACUCGCGAUCUGACCUGUAACUUUCCCGCGCUUUGCUUGUUUGUUUGUUGUUUUGUCGGCAUGUGGGCGCGUGCUGUGUUGUGCGCGGCGCUACUGUCGGUUCUGUGUCCGGCCGGCUCGACGGAAGCCGAGAGGGACGAGAGAGAGGUGCAGGACUACCGCAACUCCAACAGACUGCUGGGAGCGCUGCAUGAAGUUCUGGAGAAGCUGCAAACAAAGAGGAUCAAUCCCUGGGAGAAGAAAUACGGACAGGUUCCUUCUUGUGACCUUGGGGAACACUGCGCCGUCAGGAAAGGAUCUCGGAUCGGGAAGAUGUGCGACUGUCCCAGAGGAGCUUUCUGCAAUUUCUUCCUGCUGAAGUGCUUAUGAGCCAAAACGCCAUCAAGAGUGUAUUGUAAAGCUGUAAAUUUUCCAUUAGAAAGACAAACAUCCAGGCUGCAUAUAAGGAGCCUUCAGUGUGGAAUCAAUGUGUGUUCUGCAUUAAAGAUGUUUUUGCUUUAAACUGA
Poeciliopsis prolifica (blackstripe livebearer) is the source of this 562-nucleotide messenger RNA. RefSeq names its product cocaine- and amphetamine-regulated transcript 2 (gene cart2). NCBI's taxonomy places the organism in Eukaryota, Metazoa, Chordata, Actinopteri, Cyprinodontiformes, Poeciliidae. Bases 117 to 425 code for a protein of 102 amino acids. Gene Ontology annotation, molecular function: neuropeptide hormone activity. Gene Ontology annotation, biological process: adult feeding behavior; positive regulation of MAPK cascade; G protein-coupled receptor signaling pathway. The record is from RefSeq and is a predicted model, not a curated record. The transcript is spliced from 3 exons.